This is a messenger RNA of Darwinula stevensoni, 2368 nucleotides long. Lineage: Eukaryota; Metazoa; Arthropoda; Ostracoda; Podocopida; Darwinulidae. The record is from the annotation of a GenBank genome assembly.
ACCUGAGGAGCUGUGCUGCCAGCCAUAUGCGCCGAGAAGCACAAUGAUGUCACCUCGUGGGCCAACAGAUGAGGAAAUGCACGACGGCCAGAACCAAACUGAAGAGAGAUGCACAACGGGAUCUGGAGAUAAGAAAAGGGAGGAAUGAGUAAAACAGGUUCGAGGGAAACGGAGUGAAAGGCUGGCGACGGUCGUUCGAGCCCUCUUCCCGCGCGUCUGGGGAAAGCGCUGCCUUCCCUUCGGUGCAUCGAUCGACAGGCAGUUGGCAAGUGCGGCCUCGGCACGUGAGUCGAGUGGCUUCCGCGGAUCGCUCAAGCGAGCGAGGAUCGUCAAGGGUGUUGGACGCGUUUUGUUAGCUGGAUGUGCUUGUGUAUUGCGUCUUAGGGUAACAUGGGAUCAUUUUUCUUUGUCUGAUGGAAGUAAUCGGGACUAGUUAAGCACAGGUAUUCAAGGUCAAGUUAGCAAAUUAUGAGGGACUUGCAUGAAGGAAGUCAUACGUUGUGAAAUAUAGUUAUGAGAAAAGGUAAAAAAUUGAGGGCGGUAGCUGAAAGGAUUCUUCAAAGUCUCUACCUCUUUAUUUCUCUGUCACGUUACCAGCUCAGGUAGGGUGAAAACAAUCCGUUUGAUCCACGGUAUAAGUGUUUCCACCCUCGGCCAACUUUGGAGCCGCUGAUGAACCGCUGAAGACGCUCGAGAAACGUGUGAGCUAUAGCAUCGACUUUUGUUGCUAGUUUCGUAGCAUUAAUGAAUAAAUGAAUGAUAUUUCAACCUAAUCCCCGUCGAAGGCGCAACCAGAAUCCACGAAAUCGGAUCGAUAGAGUUGGUAUGCCUCCGUGCUGAUAGUCGUAUUACAAUGCAUCUAAUCUGUAUGCGAAGUUGAAGGAGUGACUCGGUUCGAGAGCGCGAAGAGUGGUAUGACGUCGCCGUUGACAGGAGAAGCGAAGGCCGUAGGAAUCGACCGAGAGCGGAAGGUGGUCGAGGUGUGCACGGAGUCGGGGGAACGGCUGAGCCUCCCGUGGAUCUGGCUGAGGGACCACUGUCGCUCCGCGACGUCCUACAACCACCGCACCUUCCAGAGGAAGCAGGAUCUCCUCGCCAUCCCCCUUCACCUCGAGCCGACUCGUGCUCGCGUGGAGAACGACACGCUCUUCGUUCAGUGGGACGACGGCUACGAAUCCGAGAGCGGAAUCAAAUGGCUCGCCGAAAUCAGCCCCGGCCGCGGCACCGCCCUCCGCGCCUCCGUCUACUCCAAGCGAAUCCCCUGGGGCCAGGGCCAGCAACUCCACGAUCGUCCCUGGGCCCGCGUCCCCUUCUCCCAACUCAUCCAUCCGGACUCGCAGAUGGAAUCGGCUAAGAAGCUGCUGGAGUCGCUGUGGGUGUACGGCGUGGCCGCGGCCGUGGACGUGCCGCCGACGGUCGAGGACACCCGGAGGGCCGUGGAGGCGGUGGCGCCCAUCAUGCGCACGACCUUCGGGGACAUCGCCGCCUUCGAGGCCAACCUGGAGCGCGCGGACACGGCCUACACCACGGAGUCCAUCGGGCCCCACACCGACAACACCUACUGGACCCAGCCGGCCGGUCUGCAGGUAUUCCAUUGUAAGCACCACGAUGGGACCGGCGGAGAGAACAUCCUGGUGGAUGGACUGGCUCUGGCGAAUGACAUGAGCGAGGAGCAUCCGGAAGCAUAUCGAAUCCUCUCCACCGUCCCGCUUCCGGCCGAGUUUCGGGAGGACGAGGGUGGGAGGAAGAAAAAUCACUUUGCCAAUCUGGACUUCACCUUCAAGCACGAUCCGGUCACGGGGCACCUCAUGCAGAUCCGAUACAAUGCCUACGACCGAGCCGAGAUGUCGACCCUCGAGGCCGACAAAGUGUACUCGGUCUAUUCAGCCUACCAGACGCUGGGCCGCGCCAUCGCCUCGCCGGCGCGCGCGUACGAGCUCAAGCUCCAACCGGGGACGACGCUGUUCAUCGACAACUUCAGGGUCCUCCACGCGCGGAAGGCGUUCGACGGGCGCAGGGUCAUGAUCUUCGCCUACGUCCUCCGGGACGAGUUCCUCAGCCGGUUGAAGGUCGCGGGGGUCUUCAGCGGCUUGUGACUCCAAUGAGUGACCUGAGGAAUUAGUUCUCCCUCUCCUUGAAAUUUGACUUGAUGUGUGAUGGACAGUAGAUGUUUGGCAGUUAUAACCUUUUCGGUUCCAUUUCCGAUUUUGUUAAUUUCCCGCCGUAAGUGCUUUUGCUUCAAGGCUGGAUCUGUCUGGAAAAUCGAAAAGUGAUGCAUUCUUCUAACACUGAUGCCGCUUUAAUGCAAUAAUCGGAUGGUAGGAUUAAGUGAAAUCUUGCGAAAGUGUUGCAAAUAUGCUUCAAUGGG